Molecule: messenger RNA, 410 nt
Organism: Etheostoma cragini (Arkansas darter)
Lineage: Eukaryota; Metazoa; Chordata; Actinopteri; Perciformes; Percidae
Gene: dynlrb1
Product: dynein, light chain, roadblock-type 1
Exons: 3
Coding region: 101-409 (102 amino acids)
Biological process (GO): microtubule-based movement
Cellular component (GO): cytoplasmic dynein complex; centrosome; cytoplasm
Molecular function (GO): dynein intermediate chain binding
Source: RefSeq, a predicted model, not a curated record
UACAGACCAAUCAGAUUGCUCUAUAUAAGCUACCUGUGGCUUCCAGACCAAUCAGAUUGCUCUAUAUAAGCUACCUGUUUUAUAAGUGAUGAACUAAGUCAUGUCUUGUUUUCUUUCCCAGGCCGAAGUAGAGGAAACUCUGAAGAGAAUCCAGAGUCAGAACGGAGUGCAGGGCAUCAUCAUCGUCAAUACCGAAGGAAUCCCCAUCAAGACGACCCUGGACAACGCCAGCACGGUCCAGUACACGGGCCUGAUCCACCAGCUGGUGAUGAAGGCCCGGAGCACCGUGCGAGACAUCGACCCCCAGAACGACCUCACCUUCCUCCGGGUCCGCUCCAAGAAGAACGAGAUCAUGAUCGCUCCAGAUAAGGACUAUUUCUUGAUCGUCAUUCAGAACCCCUCGGACUGAA